UCUUGCGAUCAAGCAGACCGAAGGAAGAACACGUGUUUGUGAGAUAUUUGAGAAAGAGGACAUCAUUCAUUAUGAGCACUUCUUUGGCAGAGCAGCUUAAAAAGCUAACAGUACCACAGACAUCUCUUCUUAUUCAGGGCAAAGCGAGGCCUUCACUGUUGUUUGAUCCCCGGGAAGCAGCCAAGUUUGAUAGAGACACUUUUUACGAAAUAGGUGUUAGUGGCCUUGAAGAGUUGGUAAAACUGAAUCCCAGGUUUGAGGAGUUCCAUAGACACUUGUUUGAUUUAUCAUCUCGAUCCUUGGAGAGAUCAGUGGAAGAUAAGAAGACUAACAAAUCUUUGAACAAACUCAUCCGGAGAUUUUUACUUCUUCUGUCACCAUAUUUCCUUCUUAAAGCUUCACAGAAGGCACUGGAAUGGCUGGUAAACAGGUUCCACAUCGAAUCAUACAAUGUCAGUGAUUUAAUGAGCUUGAUAUUCCCUUAUCAUGAUACGCGCAUUUUUGUGCGGGUGCUGCAGAUGAUUGAUGUAUCAGAUCCGGCCAACAGAUGGCACUGGCUACACCCUUUACAAGAACCUGGUGUUCCAUUGUCAAAAACUGCGUUACUUAAUCGAUGUGCAACUGAUGCAUCUUUCCUUCAUUUCAUUUGUAAGAUGACCUCAGAUACCGUCAAGGAAUAUAAAAACCAAGAUGGUGUUCUCUCUACUCUCUUGGCUUUCCAUUGUACCACAAUAGUGGGAGGGCUGGAACAUGUGAAUAGAGUGAAUGAACUUCAAAUGACACAUCUACUGAAGUCCCUGCUUGAGGGUCUGACAUCACCCUUACUGGAUUAUGUAGCCGGUUCAUAUAUGAUAAUCGCACAGCUUACACGCCGCACUCAGCUGUCACCACAAAUCUUCUAUGGAAUUGUGGACAAGAUUGCUGAGUGCAGCCAGCCUAAACUUCAUUCAGAAUGUGUGCUGCUGUUGGUUCUUCUGUAUCAAACUCAGCACUCCAAGAAGUUGCCAUUUGUGUCAGCACAUACUGUGGAGCGAUUGGCACGUCACAGUUGGUUCCCAGAGGUUUUGAGACAAUUACGUGAAGCUGCCGUAAAUAUUAUGCCAUUCUUCCUGCCUCUCCUUCGUGCCACACUGUCAGCCGUUCAGUCCAAAACUGGUGAUAGAACGGAUCUGUGUAACUUUGCUGGAGAGCUUUUGGAAGUCUUGGAUGAGAAUGUGGCUCAGCAUGUCAUUCAAACCACCAUUGAAACAUUUGAUGUGGAUGGCCUUGCUGCAUCUGAGAAAAGAAGUUCAGAAGAUGAGAAAGAUGUUGAGAUUGGAAUUGUUGAUACAGAAGAGAUGGUAUCUUGGUAUGCUGGUUUCCUGAAGUCUCUAGAGAACCGAUAUGCAAAGUCAUAUGAUGCAGUGAUUCGUAAGGUCUUGGGCAAGGAUGGCGGUUCAUCAAAAGAGGCCACAGCAUUAAGAACCCUCCUGGGAGUAGCAGGACGGGAAGAUAUUCCCCUUGGUGGCACAGAUUUGUUCGAGAAGAUCCAUCACCCUAAUGCUGCAGUGAGAACAGAAGCUGUCCAGUAUCUUGUUAAAAAUUAUAAUUCUCUGCAGGAGCGUGACAAGGAUUUGGCAUGUUCUGCAUUGACUGCUAGGCUAAGGGAUGAUAAUGCAAAGGUUGUGAGAAUGACACUUACUCUUCCUACGGAAACACUGGUGGAGUUGCUGGGAGCAGAUGCAGCGCUGGAAGAGCUGAUAUCAUUGGCUAUGCAAUAUUUGGACAAGUCUGGCAAGGUUUCGUUGGAAGUUUCCUGCUUGUUAGUGCAGCAUUUGUGUUCUGGUCUGCUUCAUGCUAACUCAGAACUUGCUGAGAUCCGCAUUCUACUGACAUUACUUCCAUUUCUCAUGCCUGUAAAGGAUAAGGAAAUCGAUGUCAUGAUUGAACUUAUAAAGCAACAUUCAUUCAUUAACAAAUGCAAGUUCUUGGCUGCUUUAAUAAGGGAAUUAAAAUCUAGAGGCUCCACAAACACGCUUACAGACAUAUGUUCCGCUUUUUUGAAAUGUCUGUCUGAAAACAGAGAGCUACUUCCAGAUGUUGAACUUCUGUUGGAAGCUACUCAGAAGGUGGAUCCAGCCAACAGGAAGCCUGUUCACAUGCUAUUGCUACUGCUGAUGCUCGUUUCAUCUGUUCUGGAGCGACCCACUCCAGCCCUCAGCCAACAGAUACUAGAUGUGGCUGUGUUAUAUUCUGAACAAUUUCAGGUGGCAAGAGUGAAAGGGGACAUGUUGGUGAUUGAUGGUACUGUAAUGGCUGAUUGUGUAACAGCAGCGCGUGCAGGUUGUUUUCCACUGGUGGUAUUCCUGUACAGUGUGUUACAACUGUCCCGACACACGCUGUUCCCAGACAUAUUGAAGUCAGAGCAAGAAAGCUGGUGGGAUCUUGAGCAUCGUGGCAAGACAAGAAAAGACAAUGAGCUGACACUUAGGUUUGCUGUCAGAGUGUUGGAGGUUCUCCUCACAGGAUGUGGUGUUCGUUACAAAGAUGUCCGCAUGCAGUAUGCUGCUUGUCUGAAGGAAUUCUUCAAGGUGUCUUUUCCAACAUCAGUGUCACAAGUGAAGUUCCUGUGCAGUGUAAUUGCAUAUCCUGGAUCUGAACAUGGGGUAGUUGGCUGGUCUGAACUGAGGUUGCGUUGCCUGCGUCUUGUGGCUGCUAUCUUAAGACAAUCUGAUGAUUCCAUCAGCUGGGCACUUCGCUUAAAGGAAACUGUUGUUCCGGCACUGAUGACUGCAGCAGCGAAUCCCCUUGCCCCCAUUCGUCAUGCAGCAUUGGACUGCUUGCUUGUAUUGGCAUCCUCCAUUGGUGCUGGUCUGGAUUCUAACACAUACAUACCCCUACUGGAAGCAGUAAAGGACAGGCGUGAAGAGAUUAUGCUAGAUGCAGAUCAGCUGUCAUUGGUUAUGUACACAGUUCUGUCUCCAGACCCUGCAGUUCAAAGCCUUUUGAAACCGUCGCAACAGCCACAACUGGCAGCUGCAUUGAAUGCUCUGCUGACCUGCAUUACCUCAAUUAAGACACCGUUAUACAUCUCUAUGGGCCUUCUGGAUAUUCUGGCCUCUGUUAACUCACAGGAAAUUUUUCAUCGACUUCUGCCUGUUGGACGACGCAUUCUUGAAAGAGGCCAAGAGUCAAGUGGGUGGUUGGAUUUCAAUUCGUCCACCAUUUUCCGUAAUAUCGUUCAGCGACUGACAUCUGACACAGCUAUGUGUUUGGAACGUUUAGACUGUUGGAAGUUUGUGCAGACUGCAAUCAUGGAUUGGAAGACAGUAUUGCAGGACACACAAGGGAAAACUUUCCCUGCUAUUCUGAUGAUGCAGCAGAUCUCUCGUGAAGUGUUUGAAGCACUGGAUGAGUCACUGCAGCAGCAGCUGCUGACUCAACUUGUGGUUGCUGCUACUGACUCUGAAAUAUCAGAAGUGGCAUCAACAGCAGGAAGAGUCGUGAAGAAGAUUGUCCUAAAUUCAAAAUUAGUUGCAGAACGACUGGAAAAAAUGAACAAUGCCCAAGUUAAACACCAACCAAUUGUUUCUCCAGGAGGAAUGAUUCUUCGUUCAAGAAGGAAAGUAAACCAAAUACUCUCUCAUGAACUGCUCAAAACAGAAGAGUGGCGAUAUGGCGUCACGUUGCUGGAAUGGGUGCAGUCUAAGAAAAAGCUGCAGUCAACAGAGCUACUGUUAUCACCUCUUUUCUCCCUACUUAACAAGUGUUUGGAGUUUGAUGAACAACCUCCAGUGGAGUACUCUAAACAACUGGUGCUGUCAUGCCUCCUCCAUUGCUGUCAGAAACUGUCACCUGAUAGCACCACUGUUGACACAGUGAUGAAGCAAGCUCUUAAUGUGGAGACACUGGUACAGUGUAUCCGUGCGUCACAAAAUCCACAGACUCAUCAUCAUGCAUUGCUUCUGCUGGCUCACAUUGCUGGCAUAAUGCCCGAGCAAGUGUUGCACAAUGUUUUGGCUAUUUUCACGUUUAUGGGAUCUUCCAUUCUACGUCAAGAUGACGCGUACAGUUUUCAAGUGAUUUCCAAGAUUGUGGACACCAUAAUCCCUAUUCUAGUCAAGGCAAGUGAAGGCGUAGUGGAGCAUAGCUCGGAUGUGGACAGUGCAGUAUGCUCAGUACUGCGAGUGUUCGCUGAUACCGCACUGCAUAUCCCAGAACACAGACGGCUAGUUCUGUUUCAUAAGAUCCUCACUACCCUUGGUCCAGAGAAUUCCCUUUGGUUGUUUUUGUGUCUGGUGUUGGAGGAGCAUGUGAUGCGUAGCCAAGAAGAACAGACAUCAAGUGGUCGGCGGGACCGUGGAGAGCUGCCUCCAAGGCUGGAUUUUGCUCUGAAUCUUUCCAGAACCUUCUCACCAUCUGCUGUCAUUAUAACUUGCAUCAAGAUGAUUAAAUAUGUUCAAUCUCUGCCUGUAGAAAAGGAAGAAUCCAACAGACGUGGUAUUGUACGAAAAUCAGUGUCGUUGACCCUGGCUCUGAAGCUAGUACCAGGUCUGUUCAACGUUGAACUUCACACUUCUAAACAGUUACGUCAUUUUAAGUUCACAAUCUGCACAUUUUUAUCAACACUUCUGUCGUCUCCGUCAUUUGUGAACCAGGUGGCAGCAAUGGUUGAUGAGGCCACUCACAAGCUGGAGCCUCUGUACCAGGACCUAAUUGAAAAUAUGAUGGUAUACAUAGAAUGUGUACAUCAUCAACAUGAGACAGCCGAACAGCAAUCUGUGAAGUACUGGAGUGUCAUGCUUGGUCUGGCACAUGAUAUUUUGGACAAGGUAAAUGCUUUGCUUCCUAGCACCAUCUUCCUGAUGGUCAUUAAGGGUCUGUUGGACCACAGAUUGCCAACAGUUCGUCGCAGGGCCAUGGAGCUUCUAAAUACCCGACUAUAUCAGACUUCUUUCUUCACCUCAUGUAACCACAAGGCACUUUAUUCACUGCUUACACCGUUAUUGGCAGUGAUGGGCAGUAUUGGUGAUGCUACAGUCAAACCUGAUCUUGAGACUAAUCAGCAAAUAGCCAUGUUGUCAGUGAAACUCUUGGCACGGCACCUUGCUCCUGAAAACCCAUCACAAUUCAAACAGAUUUUGGAACGUGUGACAGAACUUAUCCAGUCAGAAGCAGUGCAGAAGAACCUCCUUGCAUCAGUUGUGUUAUGCUUAGCAGAACUUGUCUCUGCUCUCAGAGCCCAUGCUAUUGGAACUCUUAACCAGUUCGUGCCAGCUGUUAUUAAAAUUCUGCAUGCCCAGAAGGAAUUAGAAACGCCAAACCUGGUCCUGCUAAGUGUCGUCACGGCCACUCUGAAGAUUGUUGAAAGCUUGCCACACUUUCUUAGCCCUUACCUAGACAAGAUACUGGUCGAGGUCUCCAUCCAGUUAGCAAAAUGGCAACAUAUUGCUGAUGACAACAAAGGGAUACCAGUGGUGCAUAAGCUAAAAGCAAUCAGGCAGAAGUUAUUGAGUACAGUUGCAGUUCGAGUGUUAACUCCAGCUGUAAGUCGAUGUUACUCUCAUCUGCUUGCACAGUGGCAGUAUUCAGCCUUGGGUCCCCUGCUGUCUGUUUUGUCAGACAGUUUUUCCACGCUGUCCAGUUCAGAGUUCACACAGCUAAUGCCAGAGUUCAGAGCCUUCUUCAUAUCAGCGCUGCAGUUCCGAGCAGAUUGCUCUGCUGAGGACCCUGAUACACCUGUUUUACCAGAUGACAUUGCACAAGCAGAGGGUUAUGUAGUGGAUGCUCUUGUUGCUCUUGUACUGAAACUCUCCGAGUCAGCAUUCCGUCCCCUGUAUUACACUUUGUUUCACUGGGCCACCAGUUCUGAUGCUCACAAGGAUCGUGCUAUAACGUUCUACAGAUUAUCCAGUAGUAUUGCAGAGUGUCUCAAGGGACUGUUUGUGUUAUUUGCUGGACGACUGGUACCAAAUGCAGCCAUGCUAUUGGAUCGCAUCAAUGUCUGCAAGUCAAGUGAGAAUGAAGCUGAAGGACAAGGGUAUGAGGAAGCAUCUGCCCAGUUGUUGCUGCAGUACUUGCUGCAGACAUUGUACCGAGUAUUCCAGCAUGACAGUGGCCAGGGGUUUGUCAGUAAGGAGCGUUUUGAUGCACUGAUGCAGCCCCUUGUAGACCAGCUGGAGAAUACACUGGGAGGCGUGGAAGCUUUGCAGUCUCGGGCAUCUUCUUUGCUUACGCCUUGUUUGUCUCAGUUUGCUGUUGCUGUAGCAGAUGAUGCCUUGUGGAAACAACUCAAUUACCAGAUUCUGCUGAAGACCCGUCACGAUUUACCACAAGUUCGCCUUGCUGCCCUGGAGGUACUAUGCGAAAUGGCCCACAAGCUUGGUGAAGAUUUCCUUCCUCUUUUGCCAGAAACUGUCCCAUUUUUGGCGGAACUACUUGAGGAUGAGGAAGAAGCUGUGGAGUCAGCAUGCCAAAAGGCAGUACAGGACUUGGAGGAAGUUCUUGGUGAACCUCUCAAAAAGUAUUUCUGAUCAAGUAGCUGAGGUCAAUGAGAUCAUAUUCCAGCUGCUGUACAAACUGUGGGUAUGAGUAAGGCAUCGAGUCAUUCUUUAAGAGUUGCAGGAAUUGAUCUUCAAAUUCCUGUUCAGAAAUGUCUGUUACAUGAACUUGAAAUGUUCUUUGUCACUGAACUGGCAGAGGAUCAUUACUGGCACACUGUGUCUAAAAAUGAAGAGUUUGGUUUUCUAUGUUGUACCACCAGAGAGAGCCCAGUGUUUCAGAGGAAUGUAUGACUUUCAUCUUUAGGGUCAAAGAUUAAGCCAAGCAAGAAACCAGCAGAAGCAUGUAGCAAGCUGAAUGAAUCAAGCAUGAAAUAUUUGGCCUGACACAGGCCAAUGCACGCCUGAAAGGAACUGUGAGAGAGCCACUGGAGGGAUGACCAUUGGCCAUAAAAGGGACUUAAGUGAGGGCCAAUGGGAGUAAAGGAGGUGGCACCCUGGGUGGGCCCUGAAAAGGGCCAUUUGCUUGUUGAGUGAAGGUAGCAGUGGAGAGAAGUUGUAUGUAUGUCUAGAGAAGAGGCCAGCCAGGGAUGACUGGAGGAAGAGGCAACAGAAAAGACCGAGGAGACUGAAGCGAUGAACUACUCAGUUACUCAGUAAACAGAAAGCUUAUCUUCUGUCUUAUUUAUGUAUGUACAUGUACAUAUACCUUUUUAGCCUUUAAACGACUAAAGACAAC
Molecule: messenger RNA, 7218 nt
Organism: Cryptotermes secundus
Lineage: Eukaryota; Metazoa; Arthropoda; Insecta; Blattodea; Kalotermitidae
Product: HEAT repeat-containing protein 1
Exons: 27
Coding region: 72-6512 (2146 amino acids)
Biological process (GO): positive regulation of transcription by RNA polymerase I; maturation of SSU-rRNA from tricistronic rRNA transcript (SSU-rRNA, 5.8S rRNA, LSU-rRNA)
Cellular component (GO): t-UTP complex; 90S preribosome; small-subunit processome
Molecular function (GO): snoRNA binding
Source: RefSeq, a predicted model, not a curated record